AUGGCAGUCUCUCCGGGUCUCUCCACUCCAGAUCUCUCUACCCCGCCCCUUACGUCUCCUUCCUACAAGCUUGAAGUAACUGCGUACCCCGAGGCCAAAGACGCACUUUCCAACGGCUUAUUGCGUCUACGAACGGAUCAUGUCAGCGGAGCGAAAGACCUCGCUACGAGGGCUAUAUUUUCACUCGUGCACAUUGCUGAAAUUAUCGGGGAGAGGCUUAUUGAAGAGAUAAGGCAGGAUGAGGAAGAGGCGCGCGGCGGUAAAUUGCGCGGUUCGCCUUAUUCGGCGGUGGAGACGUGGUGGGAGUCGUGUCGGAAGGCUGGGUGGAUUCUUGCUAAAUAUGGCCGGCCGAGCAUGAAUGCAGCGAUUACCGGUGCAAUUGUCAAGGCGCUGGAUAGAGAGAGGCUAGGGCUUGCUGAGCUGGACGAGGAGGUAGUCUCCGAUCGAUAUGGAAAAUGUGGGGUGGUGAGGAAAGCGUCCCGAGCGGAUGGUGGCGAGGGAGAGCAGGUUGAAGAUGAAGAAAGGUGUAUUAGGAUCGCAGUUGAGAGAAUGCAUGCGUAUCUGAUGGAAAGAUAUCACAAUGCCACAAGGACGCUGAUUGGGGCGGGGUUACGGCAGUUUUUAUAUGAGAAGGGAACUGUCGAGGGCGAGAGACGGGUGGUGAAAAUAUUGACCCUAAGUUCCAGUGCAACGGUUAUGAAUGCAUUGGCAACGGUGUUGGAGACGGAGAGAAAAGUGGGCGGGGAUGGUGGGUUGAAGAUUCUGUUGAAGGUCAUGGAGUCUCGACCGCUCUGCGAAGGUGUAGACUUCGCCAAAGACCUUGUCCAGGGCGCAGAGGCCGUCGGGGCCACGGAUCGGCUGCGUAUAGAGAUUGCGUCAGAUGCCAGCGUUGCGAUCCUAGCGAAGGGCGUGGAUGUCGUUCUACUGGGAGCUGAUCGAAUAUCUGAUAGCGGGGAUGUGAGUAACAAGACUGGUAGUUUACCUGCCGUGCUUUGUGCGAAAGCGGUGUCGGAUAACGUGGCUAUUGUCGUAGUGUCCGAUCUCGAUAAAAUCUCCAAGCCAGGGGCAAUGGAGGCGUAUAGAGAGGAAGAGAACGACCCUAAAGAGUUGGAACGUGGAUGGGACCACCAUCACGCCCACGGAAGCAUAAAGUCGAACCUAUGGCGCAUCAUGGUGGAGACUCGAAACGUGUACUUCGAGUGGGUCCCUGCCAGAUAUAUCGAUCAUUAUAUCUGUGAGACGGGUAUCCUUGAUCUCAGCAGCAUUAGAGAACAAUCCGAAAAAGUGUUCCAUGCGGAGAGACAAUUGUUUGGCUGUUUCCCCUGA
Blastomyces dermatitidis ER-3 is the source of this 1326-nucleotide messenger RNA. Its product is annotated as translation initiation factor eIF-2B subunit protein. The transcript has a single exon. Bases 1 to 1326 code for a protein of 441 amino acids. The record is from RefSeq and is a predicted model, not a curated record. Gene Ontology annotation, molecular function: S-methyl-5-thioribose-1-phosphate isomerase activity. NCBI's taxonomy places the organism in Eukaryota, Fungi, Ascomycota, Eurotiomycetes, Onygenales, Ajellomycetaceae.